UCCGAUGUCAGUCGACAGCAGCGACGCUACGGCGAAAAAACGAAACUCGCGCCGACAUCGAUCUACUCCGGUGGCGUGUUACAGAAAUUCUUUUUUACGAACGAAUUAUUGAAAUAAACGCUCCACGCGUAAUGUCGGUAGUGCUGGUGCUUUGAAAAUUGACGAACAACGUUUUGUGCAUGUUAUUUUAUAUAAUGUUACCUCGUUUAUGUGCUUAGUGUAAGUUACAAUAGCUAUCCGAUAAGUGUGUGAAGUGACUCAAAAAUCGAGAUUUUAACGCGUCUUGGAGUUCUGCCGUGUUGUGCAUGAUUCCAAGAGGAGAGGGUUGCUACAGCUCUUAACGGUCUUUUGGAAAUCAUCAGCGUGCCGUCCACAAUGGCCGACACAGACACGGAGCCGCUGGCGAACGGCACGGCAGCGCUCUCCAUGGAGGAGGAGGACGAGAGGAUGAAGCAGCGCCCCGCUGACAUCGAUGCGGACGUCCGCGAGAUGGAGCGUCGCAAGCGCGUGGAGGCGCUGAUGUCGUCGAAGCUGUUCCGCGAGGAGUUGGAGCGCGUGCUGGACCAGCAGAUGCACGAGGGUAGCGACGCGCCGCUGCUGCAGCGCAUCCGCGAGAUGGUGGGGGGACGCCUGCAUAGUGGCAGCAUGCGGGGUCCCGCCUGCGUGCUCCCCAUCAACGACAUCCGCGGCAUCGAGGGCGUCGGCUACGAGAAGGGAGAGAAGAUCCUCCGCUGUAAGCUGGCGGCGGUGUAUCGGCUCGUCGACCUGUUCGGCUGGACGCAGUCGGGCAACCACGGUCAGAUCACGGCCCGCCUCAACACGGCAGUGGAGUCUGUGCUGACGACGCCUCGAGGGCUGCUGCCGCACGAGGUCACCGCCUCCUCGCUGGUGAAGGUCGACAUGCAGGGCUGUGUGCAGGACCAGGGGACCACUAACUUCCCCGUUAAUGUUGAAGGCUUCGCCCUCCACGCGGCGGUUCACGCGGCCCGGCCUGACAUCCGCGUGGUGCUGCACGUGCGCUGCCCCGCCGCGCUCGCCGUGUCCGCCACCAAGCGCGGCCUCCUCCCGCUGUGCCACGAGGCCGCCGCCCUGGGGCCCGCGCCCCGCCACCGCCCCGCCGCGCCGCUCGACGACGCCGAGCGCGACCUGCUGGUCAGAGCGCUGGGGCCCAGUGCCAAGGUGCUGAUCCUCUCCGGUGCUGGUGCCCUCUGCUGCGGCGGCACUCUUGAAGAAGCAUUCUUCCUCGCUCGCAACCUGACGGCGGCCUGCGAGGUGCAGUUGCGCCUGGCCGCUGUGCCCGCUGACGACCUGCAGCUGCUUGAGCCGCAGGAGAUUCACCAGAUCUACGAGAGCGUGCACAAGCCCCCCGGCGACGCCCACAAGUGGCGCGUCGGCGGCGAGGAGUUCGAGGCUCUCAUGCGCAUGCUGGACAACGCCGGCUUCCGCACCGGGUACAUCUACCGACACCCGCUCGUCAAGAACGACGUGCCUCGUCCUAAGAACGACGUGGAGGUGCCGCCCGCCGUCUCCUCGCUGGGCUACCUGCUGGAGGAGGAGGAGCUCUACAGGCAAGGGUUAUGGAAGAAGGGUCAAGGCAAGACUGGCGAGCGCACUCGCUGGCUGAACUCGCCCAACGUCUACCAGAAGGUCGAGGUGCUGGAGACCGGCACCGCGGACCCCAAGAAGAUCACCAAGUGGGUGGAUGCUAACAACGAAGAGUGGGUGCAGGACGGUUCGCCCGCGCACUCGAGCACUCCCGUGAAGAUCGACACGCUACAGUUCGUGCCCAAGAACACCAACCCCAAGGAGUUCAAGGCUCUGCAGCAGCAGAUCAAGGAGAACCGUCGUGCAGACAAGAUAUCUGCCGGUCCUCAGUCGCAUAUCCUCGAGGGAGUCACGUGGGACGAGGCCAGCAAGCUGAUCGGCGAGGACGCCGCCAACACGCACACCGGCGACCAUGUCCAGGUCCUAAUGGGCGCGGCGUCCAAAGGCAUCAUCCAGCGCGGCUACCAGCACAACGCGACGGUGUACAGCGCGCCGUACGCGCGGAACCCCUUCGACCACGUGACGGACACCGACAUCGACGAGUACCGCCGCACUGUCGAGCGCAAGCAGCGGUCUGACUACGACACGGACCUGUCGGAGUCGGAGGCGAUCAGCGCGGCGCAGAUGACGUCGCCCAUUGACACCGAGGAGGAGUCGCGUGACGAGCACCGCGUUCUAAGAAUAGAGACGAAGCAGGCCCCCGUGCGCAGCCAACCAGAGGUCGUGCUCAGCGAUGCGGACACCACUGAUUUCUUGGCCGCCGAACGCGCUCAUGCUGACAGGACGAAAGCCCCACCCCGGGAUCCGAACUUGCUAUCGGACGACGAGGUGUUCUACGACUCGCCCGCGUCGCCCAUGACGUCCGAGGUGAUGUCACCCGUACCGCGCGUCGUCAUCAGAGCGGCAGCCCGACAGCCAACAGUUCUGUCCGACGAUGACGUGUUCCUGCCCCCCGCGUCCGUCACCGUGCGCUCGCACGUGGCGCCCGCGCCGCAGACUGUCAGUCAGCCCGUCGGGCACGUCGGCCAGCCUGUCGGACAAGCUGGACAGACUAUUAGUAGAGGCGAGCACACGGUGAACGGAGACCACUCGGAUGCCCACCAGAGCACAUUCUCUCACAGCAGUAAAGAGGGCUCUCCGUCGAAGGAGGUGUCGACCGAGGAGUCUCCCAAGAAGGACAAGAAGAAGAAGAAGGGGCUCCGGACGCCCUCGUUCCUCAAGAAGAAGAAAGAAAAGAAGAAGUCCAGCACGCCACAACCCGCCUAGAGAUAAUCCCACGGAUCCACACUGCCAUCUCGCUUUCAAAUACUUGUAAUUUUUUUAAUAAUCGUAAGGUUUCUCUCGUGGAGUUCCACGGACGGCUUAUACAGCGUGUUGCGGUGGGGUGUACAUAAUUAUGUAGUUGUGACUUGGACACGUGCUGUAUACACAGGGGCGGGCUCGUUUUAUCAUUUUUAUGCAAUUUUUACUCAAAAGGAAACCAUUAUUCCAAUUUUGUAAUUUUCCAAAAUGUUCCUUCCAGUUUUUAUUAUGUUUUUUUGACGUUUUUAACGAACUCGCCUCUAGGUUUUAAGGUAAAUUCUCCAUAGAAGGUCGCUUGAACCCGGUCAGCCAUCAGUCACCGGGGACCCCCCUAGUACAAGCACAUUCAUUUGGGGGGUCAUUUUAACUUUUUUUAUCUUGUGAUAAAAGGCAAAUUUUGAAUGAACGGGACGGAAAUAUCUGGAUAUUAUUUUUUCUGUAUUUAUUUGUUUGUAAGCGGCGUAUUGGUACAAGUAGACCCACCGGGCGGCAUCGGCUCAGCAGUGCUAGGCUGCUCACGUUAUGCUCGUGUGCUCAAACUGAGCAUUCUCGCACGAAUUGAGCAUUUUUUUGUGAAUUUUGCACCUUUGGGCUCGGUGAGCAUUGAGCGAGUCUGACACGCGAGCGAGUUAGAAGUUAGACGCUAUCAGAUAGUUGUAAAAGGCGUAUUAUACUUUCUAAUUUAUUAUUUGACAAAAUUGUUCGGUUCGUAAUGUUGCCUUGCCAAUCCAUUCUUAUGUCGGAACUUAUGAGUUUGAUUAUUUUUACUUUUAUUAUUGUUUAGUUUUCUGACUGUUAGGUUUUAACUGAGAACGUCGGUAUUUAUAUUGGCAGCUCUUAUAUACGCCAACUAUAUUACAAAUCGGAAAUAAUUGUUAGUGAUAAAACAGCCUAAAUUAAAAAUAUAAUCAAUUUAAUAUGCUAAUGACUAUAUGAAUCAUGUUAAACGUAUAUUAUCAUAUACAAAAUGUAUCUAAAAUCAGUACAACGCAGUUGGCAUCAAAGUUUCCGACUUUUUCAGUUAAAAUUGAAAUAAAUAACUGGUGCAUUGUUUUACUUUUUUUUUCUAGAUGGCAUAUAAUGCUUUCAUGUUUAAAGGGACAUUAUCCGAAACCGGUUGCCGUAACAAAAAAAAUCGGUAAUUUUAACUGAACUUUUCGUUUCAAAAUCAAUGUUUUGGCGCAUGCUCCUAGAAAAAAAACAAUUUGUACAAAUUACCGGUUUUUAUGAACGGUUAACCGAGUUAUCGGAACGUCUCGCCAUUUGUGCUUUUAAAUAAUAAUAUUGAAAUAGAUAUAUCUGUUAUACAGGAUGGUCUGACAGUCGUAGUCGGCAGGAAUAGGGGGCAAGUUGACACAGUGCCUGAAUGUAUCAGAAAUGUAACCUUAUUAACGUAAUCAAAAGAAUGUAGACUUGAAAUUAUAAUCCGUUGUUUUUUUCAACCAGUACUAAUUUUUUAAACAUCUGUUUAAAAAUAAUUUCAAUGAUUUCUGCCAGAUCAUCCUCACGAUAGAUAUUAUAUUAAAUAUAAAAACAAAAAUAUAAUAUAUGUUAGCAUUUUAUGUAAAUGUAAGAAGGCUAGCCUACUUUCUGUAGUUAUAACUUAUUUUUCUUUUUUUACUAUUCGGACGUAAUAUUGCUCGGUUGACGUAACUUGUACGUAUCCUUAUGAAACAACCUGUAUCUUAAAAGUUGAAAAAAUAAAAACUUACUACGUAAAUACAAUUUAUUUCAACCUGGCAACACAAACCAGUACAUUUCAUGUUGUUAAUUUUAAAAUUUUGUCUUAAUUUUGUAAUUAAAGUAUAUUUUUUUAUUUUCUCUCAUUUAUUGUGAAACUUUUCCUUUUCAAUUUGACAUUACCUAGAGAUUGUCUAGCGUUGAUAAAAUGACAAGUUGACUAGUGUGCAGGACGUGGUUGUUCUCGGUUGCGGUAACCCGCCGCUUCUCAAUAAUCUUACACGAUGUUUGUUCAUAACGUUGGGACUAAAUAAAUUAUGCGACACGUACAUUGGAAUCUUAUGUGUGUAAAUAAGAUUUCUUUUGUAAUAAUUUUGGUCCGCUAACUAUUAAAUGUCGUCUGUAAGUCAAGAAGCGUCGGGUUACCGACAACCGUCUCGCCUAACCUCACUGCCGGCGUGACACGUAAAAUACAAAAACAAAUGAUAAUUAUUACAUCGGUCACCCAAAACGUAUAGUUUUGACAAUUAAUAUUAUUGUAUUAUCUAAAUGAAAUAUUUUUUUUAGUUUUUAAUAUAUUUUUUUCUUUGUUCCCGUCACAAAUCUUCGGGCGAUAGAAUUAAGAUAGCUUAAAUACGUUACGUUACGAUGUAUGUGUAUUUUUUAUUUCGUAAAAAUAUAUGCUAUUUGAAAAAAAAGUUUAUUAUGAAA
This is a messenger RNA of Helicoverpa zea (corn earworm), 5238 nucleotides long. RefSeq names its product protein hu-li tai shao (gene hts). NCBI's taxonomy places the organism in Eukaryota, Metazoa, Arthropoda, Insecta, Lepidoptera, Noctuidae. The record is from RefSeq and is a predicted model, not a curated record. The coding region runs from base 376 to 2811 and encodes 811 amino acids. Gene Ontology annotation, molecular function: actin filament binding. Gene Ontology annotation, cellular component: postsynaptic density; plasma membrane; cytoskeleton. The transcript has 23 exons.